This is a messenger RNA of Protopterus annectens (West African lungfish), 8956 nucleotides long. RefSeq names its product vasodilator stimulated phosphoprotein (gene VASP). Gene Ontology annotation, biological process: positive regulation of actin filament polymerization; neural tube closure; axon guidance. The record is from RefSeq and is a predicted model, not a curated record. Bases 367 to 2085 code for a protein of 572 amino acids. Gene Ontology annotation, molecular function: SH3 domain binding; profilin binding. Lineage: Eukaryota; Metazoa; Chordata; Ceratodontiformes; Protopteridae. The transcript has 16 exons.
AAGCAGUGCAUUGUGGAGUAAGGGAGUGGAAUUAUGGAAUUAAAUGUAUGUAGAAGUGGAACUAUAAUAGGUUACGGUGAAUAACAAAGUGAUAAGCGUGAGUUGUGCUUAAAAAUAGACACUGGCCAGUAUUUUAAGCAGUUGUAAAUCCUGAUGUCUGAGAAGAAAAACGAAGUUAAAAAAAAGCACUGUAAAGGCUUCAAGGACGUUACACUUUUUGUGGUUACACACAAACUAAAAUUGAUAGGGUUUUAAGUUGAGCGUAACCAGGAAACUGAUUCAUAGAACUGUUAACUUUUUAUUCUUCGGUGACUAGUAGUUACUAGCUGUUUUUUAUAUGUUGUGCUAGUACCAAACGGAGACACAAUGAGUGAGGUGAUAAUUUGCCAAGCCAGAGCCACUGUCAUGGUUUAUGAUGAUGCCAAUAAGAAGUGGAUCCCUGCAGGUACAGGGCCUCAGUGUUUCAGUCGAGUUCACAUUUACCACAACCAAGCCAGUAAUGCCUUUAGAGUGGUGGGGCGUAAGAUCCAACCAGACCAACAGGUUGUGAUAAAUUGCCCAAUAGUUCGAGGGCUGAAGUAUAAUCAGGCAACACCAAAUUUCCACCAGUGGAGAGAUGCCCGACAAGUUUGGGGCUUAAACUUUGGAAGCAAAGAGGAUGCCGGGCAGUUUGCUACUGGGAUGCUUCAGGUAUUGGAUAUGCUAAGUGGAGCCUCUGAUGCAGCUUCUAGGGCACCUGCCGUUGGGGUGGACCAGAAAAACCAUGAAUGGCUCUGCAUACAGACAUUAGCUGAGGAUGUCAAAGCCAAGCUUCUGAAUGCUGCUUUAGAUGAAGAACUGCUACUUGGCCCACAAGCUUAUGUAUUCCAGAACCUGAAAGAGAGGAAAGGCAGUGAAACUGAAUUGUCUGUGCAACAGCAAUGCCACCCGAUAAGUAAACUCAGCAUGGCUGAUAUUGGUAGCACUCUGCUGUUUACAUUUCCGAGUAAUCUUACUUUAGUAUCCUUCAUCUUGGAAGUAAAUUACAGUUCUCGGAAGCUGAUUAUAGUCAAAGAAAUCGAACAGUCUGUCUGGGCAAAGCCCCUUUUCAGUGGAGGUCCAGAGAUGGUCACUGUUACUACUAUUAGAGCGAUAGGUUAUAUACAAAUGUUAACACAGUCUAAAAACUGCAAUGUUACAGUAAUAGUAAAGUAUCGACAAUAUGCAAUGUUACAUUCAUGGCAACAGCAGCUGGAACAGCAACGUCAGGAGCAACUUCGUCAGGAACAGCUGCGUCAAGAACAGCAACGUCAGGAGCAGUUAGAGAGGGAACAGAUGGAGAGGCGAGUUUCCAACGCAGGUAUUCCACCUCCUCCUGGACCUCCACCUCCCCCUGGACCUCCUCCACCCCCUGGACCACCUCCGCCUCCAAGUCAUUCUGGCCCGUCGACAGGAGCUCCUCCUCCACCUGGUCCUCCCCCUCCUCCCCCUCUCCCUGACAUCUCUGGAGGUGAAGGAGGAGGUGGUGGUGGAGGUGGGUUAGCUGCAGCUCUUGCUGGUGCCAAACUUCGAAAAGUUGCCAAGGUAGAAGAAAGUACCCCAGUGGGUGGUUCCAGUCCUGUGUCAACAGGCAGAAAUGAUGCCACUCGUAGUAGUGGAGGAGGUGGUAGUACUUCUGGAGGUGGUGGCGGUGGCCUCAUGGAAGAAAUGAGCGCAAUGCUGGCAAGACGGAGGAAAGCCACUGACAAGCCUGCUGCACCAAAGAAGGAGGAUGAACCUCCCAGUGAUAGCUCUGAAACCUCAGGUACCAAGACUCCAAGUCAGCAAGGUGAAUCAGUCAAGCGACCAUGGGAAAAAUCUACUACUCUGCCUAGGAGUAAUACAGUCGCAAAAAGUAUUGAAUCGACAAGUCCCUCCUCGGCUAGCAUGACUUUUCCUAGGGUUAAAUCUGUUGUCAGUAGCAGUGAUAGUGCCUCAACAGAUGACACAGAUCUAGGACGCCUUAAGCAGGAGCUGUUAGAAGAAGUAAGAAAGGAGUUGCAGAAAGUAAAGGAAGAGAUUAUUGAAGCUGUUAUCCAGGAAUUGAAAAAGAAAGGGUCCACAUAAUGUUGUGUCAGAGCUGUGCACCGUCAUUUUUCCAGCUGUAACUGUCCGGGGACCAGUUGCCCCCGCAGGAUCGGAGGGAAUUUCUGAUGCCAAGGACCAGAAUAUUCUGGAACAUUCCUGUUUGGUUUUUGGCAGGAAGAAUGAAACUGAUAGAAAGAUGAUUUUUUUAAAGAAAAAAACAAGAAAAAAAAUUUAAAAAACAAAAAAGACUGCUUUUUAUACUGAGCUUGGGGCCAUUGUUUUGAUUUAGCAAUAAAAGAAAAACGGUGAGAGAGAACUAAAAUUAAAAAAAAAAAAAGUCUUACUAAAUUACACAAGUGCUUAGAAGACAAGAAUGUGGUUUGGUUAAUGUGUUUGUUAGUCUGUAUUUGCACAACUGUCCAAGCCAGAAACCAAUUUAGUGCUGUAAUUAAUUUCCAUAUAAUGAAUUAGUGCCGAAUAUUAGCAGAUCACCAAGAUUACUGCCUAGAGGGGAUGGAUGUUGUGCUGCCUAGACUCGAGCUAGCACAUUUUUAAGACAGGGCCGUGACAUAGUUAGAACUAAAACUCCCCAGCACCUUCCAUCUCUCAGCUGCAGUCCAAAGGAAAGUGCUGGGUUAUGUAGAUUCCAAAGACUUUAGUUACAGCUUUGGAAAGGCUUGUUAAGGGUGUGUUUACACUGCUCUUUUUGAUGAUUAUUUGACAGAUGUGCUAUCUAGAUGUAAUUCUUUGCAGAUAGUCUGAAUGUAUGUUUAUUGUGGAAACCCAAAGACAAGUGGAAAUGUCUUAUUUUUAAUGUUGAAUGCCUUACAUGUUGGCUUAAAAUUCUUGCUACAGUUGAUGCAGCAGAAGUGCCAAGCACACAGUUGUUGUAAGUCACCCUUUGUUUUUUGUCUACAUACAGUCUCUGCACACCAUGGGGCAUCAUAGAGCAAAAGGAAGUGGUUUCCUGUUGUAGACCUUUGGUGCUUUGAGUCAGGAUGUGUAGAACUGUAAAAGUGAGUAAUGUAUAUUUUACACUGGUGUUAUUGUCAGCAGGCAGACUGCUACAUGGAGUACAGUUGGAUGUUCAAGGGCUGUGCCUAUUGCUGCAUGUCAGUACAUACUAAGGCAGUGCAUCAUGGGUGAUUGCUUGCUUUUUGCUAGACCAGUGUUUUGAUUUUCUUUUUCUUUUGUAGAAGUCACUGUACAGCAGUAAACUUAAAGCUUUUUCCGUUUCAUUUAGCUGUGUGGCAUGCAAGCUUGGGUAAUCCCAGUGGAUUCAGCAAGCUGGGAUGCACUUAGUGUCCCAACUGUAUUUGGAGGUUGGCUGACCAAUGAAUGACUGACUUUCCUUGUUUCUUGAUUUCCUGUGAAGGUGGCAGUGUGGAGUUAGCACUUCCUGUUUCCUAACAGUUUUCUGACUCGCAUGCCUCGAGGCAGGAUCACCAGAAAUGGCAAAGGAAGCCUGAUGUACAACUCUGUUUCUAUAUAUACAGUUGUGCGUACGUACUAAUAAUAAGUGGACAUUCUUAUCCUUCAUGGAUAUCACACAGUAAUGAGUGAUGCUUCCUUUUUUCUACUAUGCUAAUAAGUUGCUGUUUUUCUAGAUAUUUCCAUCGUGUCAUAUUGUUACACCAGUGUGCAGUUUUUGUAGAGUGCAGAAGACACCCUUGAACAUGUGCCAAAUAAGUUGGUGUUCCCUGUUGCUGAGUAUGCUAAAUGUAAAGGGUUUGCUUUUAUGUAAAACCAGAAACCGUGCAGGUCACAUUGUGCCAGACAGUACAAUACUAAGUUGAAAGAUUUUUACUCAAAAUGGAUUUCAUUACAGGAAAUGUAAAGUUCCAGAGUCUGCAUUAAUUAUAUAUGCGUAAGCCAUGAGAUAUGAGGAAACGUGUACAUACAGAUCCCCCUUUUUCUGGCAGGUCAGCACCACAGAUUUAGUUUAAUAGUAAUCGGGUAAUGCUGUAGUGAAUGCCGAAUGCAUCACAUUUGUGUACUUGGGAGUAGCAUACUUCCAGGCUGUUGACCUCACUUUAAUUCACAUUUGGGAAAGUUGUUCUAGAAGUCAUUUGCAGCUGAUUUGACAAAACAAUAAAGAUGGAUGACUUUAGGAAUUUGGCCAUAUUUGUAUUAUACUGCUUAGAUCUUCUUGUGUGUACAGAAUUGCCUCAAGAGUUGUUCGAGACAGGGCAGUUUCAACUUGCUGUUUAGAAAAACAUGUAUGUGGGUAUUUUAUGGAGGGUUUCUGACAUUGUAGGGAACAGAUCAUUCCUGGGAAUGAGGUUUUGUGGCAGUAGAGAAAAGAAAUGUAUUUAGGGUGUAAGAUAACAUGAUCUUCUCAUUUCCUUGGGCUGUUGGAUAUUUCACCCAAUCAGCAUAUUCAUAAUUUAGUUCACACUGUCAAGUCAAAAUCUACAUUUUUUUACUCGUAGAGUUUCCUUUAUAACUGAAGUUGCACUUUGAGGAAGCACAGAUUAGACUAUGAUAAACAUUUUUGUUACACAGACCAAUAAACUGUGCUAGUUCUGUUGUACUGUGCGUGUUAUUAGCUAAUAAUCACGUCUUCCUCACCCACACACGUCUGGGCUGUAGGAGUUGUGCAGUUUGCUUGUUCAUUUUAAGUAAAAUUGCUUUCUUUUAGUGGUUAGGCUUUCUUUUUUAAUGUUGCUUUAGCAGUCGUUUGAUUUUAUAGGCACAGCCUAAAAACAUAUUAAAACCACAUUACUUGUCUUUUCUUGAAAAUUACCAAAAAUAUUUGUAGGUGUAGUAGAAUUGGAAACAAGAAUUCUCUCUCUGUUUUUCUGAAAUUCAAAUGACUUUGUACUGUUUAAAUAAGCAUUAUGAGUUUUAUAACUCAUUUAGCUUUCUUUGUAUGUGUAUUUUUGUUUAAUGUGGAAGCAGAGUCAUCCUUGUUAAUUUUUUAUUCUUCUGCGAUUGGUUGUUGCUGAUACUGCUGUGCCAGUAUUUUUGAGCCAUCUCGUUUGUUAGAAAGAUUGUUUGCCUGUCUUGGUCCUCAGUAACGUGUAGUAAAUGGUGAACAUUUUAAACCCUAGCCUGUAGUAGGUACAUUGGUUGGGGCUAAAUGUAUUCCUUACAGCAAACUUCUUUAAAUUCUGAGCAUGGCUUCUUUUUUCCAUACUGUGGCAACAUAAGAAAAAAGUUAAGUGGUAAAACCACAGUAAAUGUACUUGUAGAGAGUUGGAGAGCUCUUUCUGUAAUCUUUGGACAUCAGACUUAUGUGAGUUGCAAGAAAGACACAAUGGUGCCCUUACACAUAAGUGUGUCUUCCUUGCCACCACUUAAUAUAUUUUGGCAGUUACUUUUGCUGAGAUCUAUGCAUUACAUUUUUUUUUCUGGUUAGUGUUAUACAAGGAAGUGUCUGGUGCCCAGAAGGUUCAGUAUGAGAGCUGUGAUUGUUUUUAUUAUAGCCCUUUCCCCUCAAAUGCCUUGCACUUUGUGUAGAGCAGUGUAGCUUUUCCUCUGAUCUUGUGCUUUAAGGUUAUUUGAUGAUCCUAAUAAUAAUGUUAUAGCUAUUUAUAAUCCAAGUACGGUUUUAUAGUUGAGGUAGUUGACACAUUAUUCUUAAACUUGUUACUCUUUUAUAAAGUACUAUGCAGUCUGGUAAUUUAUCCUGCACUGGAAAAACCAGUGAGGUACAUUUUAAUGUUGAAAGGUGUAUAUAAUGCUGGAAAUUGAGAUUAGAGAUGUACAUAUAGUCUGUCAUUGACCCCAAGUAUUAAAGUAUUUAGUCGUGGUGGUAUGACUGCUAACAGAAGAAAAGAAAUGGUUACUUGCCUUUGCCAGUCCAGCUUUAACACACUUAACAUGUUUCCUCAUCCUAUUAAGAAUUUCAAACCUCCAUCCAAGUAAUUUUGAGACAUGCCUGUCCCUUCCUUUGCUUUUCAGAUUGCUUGUGUGUUACAAACCUAUUUCUUGAUGCUGGGCAAGAUUCUUUUAGAUAUGGUCCGCAAUUUGUAGGGGUAUUGCAGAGAGAAAACCCAUACCCCGGCCCUACGCAUUUCACAUGUCUCUAGGCAGCUUGAAAUCAUGCCUUUGUAGUAUAACACAUGCUGUUGUGAUACAGGUGAUGUGCUGCAUUUGUGCAAAAGGGGAUGGCUGUAUGCGGGAAAAGCUGUAUAUAAUCCAUAAACGGCAGUUGCUGUACUGUAAGUCACCAUCCAGCUGCUUGGCAAAGUCUCUGUUUGAGCAACAACCAAUUCUGUGUUUGAGCAACAACCCACAAGCACCAGGUUAGCUGAUGCUUUCAUUGCCAUAGCAACACACUUGACAUGAGGAUGAAUUCCAUUGCAUCUACUAUCAGAAUGGUCACAAUGUUAAAGUAAAUCAAAUAUGUACAAAAUAGUACCCUUCCAACUGUGUCAAAGAACUCGAGUGGCAGUCAAGUGUAGGUUAAGUAGGCUGAUGGACAGUUGUAUUGUACGUAAUAUAGUUUUGAUGUCUAUCAGUAGAAAGUAGGAUAUGUAGUAGCCAGUACAUUGCCUAUUUAAUGAGUAGAUAAUAUACAUGUAGCAUGUGCAGUAAACAGGGAAUUGGCUAUGUCAUUUGCUCUUCUGCUGUAUACUUUGGUUACAUUCAUAUCCCUCUUCACAUUAGUGGCCAUACCUUACCUUCCACUGUUCUUUGGUAUGAGUGCACAGCCCCAAGCUUACAUUUAAAUGAACUGCCAAACUAGAUAUUACAUAUUGGUAGUAACCAUUUUCUACAGCCUUCCUCUUUAACAGUCAGCAUCUAUCUAUAUCUAUUUAUAUCUAUGUGUUUAUAUAUAUAUAUAUAUAUAUAUAUAUAUAUAUAUAUAUAUAUAUAUAUAUAUACACAUACACACACACACACACAUACAUAUAUAGAGAGAGAGAUUACAUGUAGGAAGGAUAGACUGACUAUGCAUAUUUUUGAAAAAUAUGUAUAUUAGAAAAUAAUCUACAUUGCUGAAAUAAGUACAUUUUUGACAUGUAAUCAAUUGCUUUUCACACUUGGUUGAAAUAAUUGUUCAUUGACAUUUGCAUAUUUAUGCUGUGCUCCCUAAUUAUAUUUGGCAGCAGGCAUGGAUCUGCAUACUAAAAGUAACUCUCUGAAGUGUUUUUUUUUUAGAAGGCUGCAGGGUUUUCAGAAAGGUAGAAUAAAUUGCUCCUCAGUAUUUUAUAAAGGGUACUGUUUGCAAGUGAAAGAAAAACAUGGAUUAACUAAUAUAUGAGAUCAUAUUUAACAAAAAUAGGCAUCAUAGAUGUCAGCUAGUCACAAUGAUGGAAUUACUGGUGCAGGAUUUCGACAUUAAUGAAAUAUGUUGAGUGUUACGUUUCAGGUACCAGAUACUGGGGAUAUGUACUAAAAGGGUGGGGUUUGGAAGGCAAGUGUGCCUUGGUUAUUUACCACAUGAGAAUAACAAUCAAUAAGGUGUUUGGGGAAUGCAGGUAACUGCUUUCACAUCAAUGCUUGGGAAAGAGAUCAGGUUCUGCCUAUAUCAUUACUAUGUGUAUCUGUGAGUAAGAGAUUCUUUGUUGAUACUGUAGUUGUCUUGUUAUCCAAAGCAGAGCUUCAAUCUGUGCAAUGAAUUUCAAUCAGCAGAGUGAAAUAUAUGUAUUUUGGGUAACUGGAGUAAGAAAUAGCCAAGUGCUGAAUAUAAGUUGGCUGUUACUGAAAAUGUUGAUGGUCAUAAGUGUACAGUUUACAACUUAGCCUCAUAUAGGGCAAAUUAUUCUGGUUAAAUGCUUGAUUUGGUUUGUGAAACAGGGUUGUAACCUGAUACCUACUGAGCAGCUCACUUUCCUUGUUUUAUAGUUAAUGUAUAUUACAGCAAGUUGAAAUUGUGUACAAUGUGCAGUGUGCAAGAAAAUACGGUAUGUGCUUUCCUGUUUGUGGUUAAUACCAAACAGCAGCAGGCUGUCAAAAACAAAGGAGUGUAUGCAGCUUUCAAAGAGUUCUUGAUAUGUUUUUGAUAAACAUGUGAGGGUGCAUCUUCACUCAACCCCCAUAUAUGUCUAAAAUAUAAUUCAGUGCCUAGAACAUACUUUCGGGUAGUAUGAUGUAUAAUUUAUUCUGAUGUGUAAUGUCAAAAGUAAACAUUGUUGGUUGGAACAUGUGACUUUGGAUUUCUUCACAGUGAUGCUGUGAUUUUAUAAUUUGAAUUUUCAGCACUGCCAUUUUUAGUUAAUGCUUGAACAAAAUGUAAGUUGCAGCUGAAAUGGAAUCUUUGUGCUUCAGGGACACUUAAACAGCAAUAUUUCAGUCUGUGUUAAAGUGUAAAAUGCACUUUAAAUUUAAAUAAUAUCAAAACAAUGGCUCUAAACCUUUUUAAGUGUAUGAUUUUUAAAUUCUUGCCACUUUAUUGCAGAUGCCUUUGGAGUUUGAUUUUUUUUUGUUUAUUUUCAUCAUCGGGAUGUAUUUUUUAAGCGAAAGUAUGUUUCUAUUACACAUUUGGUGACUGGUAGUACAUGUUUCACUUUUUUAGUUAUUAGAGGGUAGAUGUGACUUGUAUGUAACCUUUAAUUCACUGGGAUUCUUUUGUAUUAUUUAGAUACACUGGAAAUUCUGCUGCAUUUACAGCCAAACACAGCUGCUAGUUUGUGUUGUAAUUAAGUAAUGCUGUAUUUUUAUUUUUAAAUGAAAUGUUUUGCCUUCUGAUGUGCAACAUUUGGCGUGCUUCAGCUAGACUUUGGGUGGGAGUGGGAGAUGAGGAGUUGUGGGUUUGAAUGUCUUCAUUUCUACAUUUAGCCUUUAAGCACGUCUGGCCUAGCAGUUCAGAAAGAGCCCGGAGAUGUGAAAUUGAAAAACUAGGGCUGAAGUUCACAGGUUACUGCCACUUAUAAUAUAUUGUGACCCUGAGUGAGCCGUGGAAAUACUGCUUCACGACCAGAACUUGUGGCACAACUCAAUAAACAUUGCUGUACACAAA